Rosa rugosa (rugosa rose) is the source of this 993-nucleotide messenger RNA. RefSeq names its product probable acylpyruvase FAHD1, mitochondrial. Bases 75 to 734 code for a protein of 219 amino acids. The transcript is spliced from 7 exons. NCBI's taxonomy places the organism in Eukaryota, Viridiplantae, Streptophyta, Magnoliopsida, Rosales, Rosaceae. The record is from RefSeq and is a predicted model, not a curated record. Gene Ontology annotation, cellular component: mitochondrion. Gene Ontology annotation, molecular function: acetylpyruvate hydrolase activity.
GUGAAGUAUACAAAUAAGACAGCGGAGAGUUUCAGUUUAACAUCGUCGUCGUCGGAGUGAAAACACAGUUGAACAUGGCAAGCAGGCUUCUACAAGUAGGCACUAAGAUCAUCGGAGUCGGCAGAAACUACGCCGCCCACGCCAAAGAGCUCGGCAACGCCGUCCCCAAGGAGCCUGUGCUGUUUCUCAAACCGACGUCGUCUUACUUGGAAAACGGAGGCACGAUCGAAAUCCCUCACCCUCUGCAGUCGUUGGACUAUGAGGUGGAGCUGGCCGUCAUCAUAUCCAAGAAAGCUCGCGAUGUUCCCCAGGCCAAGGCCAUGGAUUACGUUGGUGGUUAUGCACUUGCUCUUGAUAUGACUGCCAGAGAGAUUCAAGCUACUGCUAAGUCUGCAGGUCUUCCAUGGACCAUAGCAAAAGGGCAGGACACCUUCACACCAAUCAGUUCUGUGUUGUCCCUAGCAACGGUGCCAGACCCUGACGAUUUGGAACUUUGGUUGAAGGUAGAUGGAGAAGUGAGGCAAAAAGGCUCAACCAAGGAUAUGAUAUUUAAAAUCCCAUUUCUCAUCAGCCACAUAAGUUCCAUUAUGACACUUCUGGAAGGAGAUGUAAUACUAACAGGUACUCCCAAGGGUGUUGGUCCAGUAAAAGCAGGCCAAAAGAUAACUGCGGGAAUAACAAACCUUGUGGAUGUACAAUUCAAUGUUGACAAACGGAGGCAAGGAAGUUCUUGAGCUAUUUGAAUUAGCUACAUAGUGUUAUUGCAUUUGAUAGUUCCAUCAGGAACAGAGAAAUAAUGUUGAUUGAAACCGGAGAACUGACUUAGCUUGGAGGCAGACACGAAGGGUACUAGUCUUUUUUAGCAUAUACUGUCAGUUCAAGGAUUGUAUGAUGCCUAAAUUCAACAUCUGUGUAUUUAUUUGAUUUGGAAUAAACAAGUAACAGGUACUUUGUCACUGGAAAAUACAAGAGAAAUAUCAAAAUUUCCGACAA